Messenger RNA from Athalia rosae (coleseed sawfly), 1443 nucleotides. RefSeq names its product outer dense fiber protein 3-like. The transcript has 3 exons. Lineage: Eukaryota; Metazoa; Arthropoda; Insecta; Hymenoptera; Athaliidae. The record is from RefSeq and is a predicted model, not a curated record. The coding region runs from base 31 to 774 and encodes 247 amino acids.
GUACAAUUGUAACAAAAUUUAUUUAUUAUCAUGCCAAAGAAAGACGAAGGAAGCAAGGGCGAUGACGCGAAGAAGGGAGACUCAAAGUCGGAUAAAAAGAAGCCGAAGAAAUCCAGCGGUUGCAUCGGGAAUAAAAGUCCCGGACCAGCUCAAUAUUUACUUCCGCCCCUGACCGGAUAUCCUCGUCACGACACCACCAAGUAUCGAAACCCAGCGUUCUCCCUUCGAGGCCGACAAACCGCGUCGUUGCCCUGCAACAGUCCCGGGCCAAAGUACAACGCGAAAAAACCUCCGAAAUACCCUGACCCCAAGUUCAGCAUCGGAUCUCGCGGUACGUCGGUUGUGAAAUCGUGUACUCCCGGCCCCUACAAACUUCCGGAUGCUCCGAGGGCACCGAUUUUCAGUAUCGCCAGCAGAACGAACCCCAGGAGUGCCGGUGUGACGCCAGGACCUUACAAUCUUCCGCCCGUGAUGGGCUGCAAUGUGAUUGAAAAACCAGGGGCACCUUGUUUCACCUUCGGAGCUCGCCCUUACGGGACGAGGUGCGACGGCGGCCCCGGGCCAAAGUUCGGGCCGAUGAACUUGGACGUAGUAAAACCGAGGGCACCCAAGUUCAGUCUCAGAGGCAGGCAAACGGGAGGUUCGAAAUCAUGUGGCCCCGGACCGAAGUAUGACGUGAGCUACAAGUGCAAAUGCGCACCGAAGUUCACCUUUGGUAUCAAACACAGCGAGUGCGCACCGCCUUUGAUAACGGAGUGCGAUGAUAAAUGUUGAAACUCACACGGUGCUUUUGGGUGAAAUGAAAUUAAAUAUUUACACGAAAACGAACGCAACGCUUCAUUACUCGUAAUCGGAUAAUCGACUCGCGAAAACACCAGCAAAACUCACCUCAAAUUAGAAAAAUAUAUCGAUACUGAUUCUACGGAUCAUCGAUACCGAUACCGAUACCGAUAGGAUUUGUUUUAGUCAAGUAUACUUCGUCAUCUCUUCUGCGCCAUCGAUGGAGCAGAGCUGGAAAGUAGUUUGUAAGCGGCGUCGGUAAAAUAUGGAAGGAAAUGUUCGCAGUUCAAGACACCCUUUGAUAAAUUACAGCGCGAGUGAUACCAUUUUCUUUGUACAGCGUUAUCGAUUUUUCGUUACUCAGUUUCACCUGCUAUCAUCUGUUUGCGAUUUACGAUAUGAAAUUGCUAAUCGGAUUAAACUAAAGAGCAUUUGCUAAUUGAAACGGUAUCUCUCGAUAAUCGCCCUUGAAUUUUCUCAAACAAGCGAAAUCCUCCAGAUCACAAAUUUUAACAACAAUUCCGGAAAAAUAGUAGCAAUAGAAGAACAUAAGAAUACGAGAGAUUGUAGAAUGUGAGAAAGUCGACGUGUUUCUCUAGCCGAUAUUAUCUACCAUUGUGUAUCGAGUUCGCGUAUAAAAGAGAAACACAUCGACACCUCGCA